AUGGGAACCCGCGGCGUCGCCCUGGUGCUCCUCGCGGCGGUGCUGCUCCAGGCGCUCCUCCCCGCGCCGGCGGCGGCGGAGGGCCUGGUGCGGGUCACGCUGAAGAAGCAGCCCGUCGACCAGAACAACCGCGUCGCCGCGCGCCUCUCCGCUGAGGAGAGGCAUCGCCUCCUCCUCCGCCACGCCCUGGGCUCGGGCGGCGACGACUCCGACGUCAUCGCGCUCAAGAACUACAUGAACGCGCAGUACUUUGGGGAGAUCGGCGUUGGCACGCCGGCGCAGAAGUUCACCGUCAUCUUCGACACCGGCAGCUCCAACCUCUGGGUGCCGUCCUCCAAGUGCUACUUAUCGAUUGCUUGUUAUUUCCACUCGCGCUACAAGUCAGGGCAGUCAAGCACUUACAAGAAGAACGGAAAACCUGCUGCCAUUCAAUAUGGAACUGGUUCAAUUGCUGGUUUUUUCAGUGAGGAUAGCGUUACAUUAGGUGAUCUGGUUGUGAAGGAUCAGGAAUUUAUUGAAGCUACAAAGGAGCCAGGCCUUACCUUCAUGGUUGCAAAAUUUGAUGGCAUUCUUGGGCUAGGCUUUCAGGAAAUAUCUGUUGGGAAUGCAACACCAGUGUGGUAUAACAUGGUAAAACAAGGUCUCAUCAGUGACCCUGUUUUCUCCUUCUGGUUUAACCGACAUGCUGAUGACGGAGAAGGUGGUGAAAUUGUGUUUGGUGGAAUGGAUUCUAGCCACUACAAGGGUGAUCACACGUAUGUCCCAGUCACUCAGAAGGGAUACUGGCAGUUUAACAUGGGCGAUGUCCUUGUUGAUGGAAAGUCCACUGGGUUUUGUGCUGGCGGUUGUGCAGCAAUCGCAGAUUCUGGAACUUCCUUGCUUGCUGGCCCCACAGCCAUAAUUACUGAAAUCAAUGAAAAGAUUGGUGCUGCUGGUGUAGUCAGCCAGGAGUGCAAGACUGUUGUUUCUCAAUAUGGACAACAGAUCCUAGAUCUUUUGCUAGAAGAGACACAACCAGCGAAGGUCUGUUCUCAGGUUGGUCUGUGCACUUUUGAUGGCAGUCAUGGUGUUAGUGCUGGAAUUCGGAGCGUAGUGGAUGAUGAAGCUGGGAAAUCAAAUGGUGGUCUCAAGAGUGAUCCAAUGUGCAACGCCUGUGAGAUGGCUGUGGUAUGGAUGCAGAACCAACUUGCCCAGAACAAGACACAGGAGCUCAUCCUGAACUACAUUAAUCAGCUUUGCGAGCGUCUCCCUAGUCCCAUGGGAGAAUCAGCCGUGGACUGUGCCAGUCUUGGGUCCAUGCCUGACAUUGCGUUCACCAUUGGAGGCAAGAAGUUCAAGCUGAAACCAGAGCAGUACAUUCUGAAGGUUGGUGAAGGACAAGCUGCUCAGUGCAUCAGCGGAUUCACUGCUAUGGAUAUCCCACCACCUCGUGGCCCCCUCUGGAUCUUGGGUGAUGUUUUCAUGGGAGUCUACCACACUGUCUUCGACUAUGCCAACCUGAGGGUUGGCUUCGCAGAGUCGGCCUAA
Messenger RNA from Miscanthus lutarioriparius, 1527 nucleotides. The record is from the annotation of a GenBank genome assembly. Lineage: Eukaryota; Viridiplantae; Streptophyta; Magnoliopsida; Poales; Poaceae.